GGGAGUCUUUUAAGGUUUAUCUGAAAUUUUGUUAUUUGUUGUGUUUAACUUUAAGGGUUUUCUUGUUAUAAAUAUUGAUCAGACAUGCAAACGUCUUAACGUUGUGACUUAUUUUUAUAAUCUCACAAGAUUUAAACUAUUGAUUUGAAAAUGAGACCGCCCAAACACUCAAGUAUUAGCUUCGGGGAGCAAAUUGAGGAUUAUGAGGUGCUUAAUUUACUUGGGAAGGGUGGUUUCGCUUCUGUGUACAGGGCAAGAUGUCUCAAGACUUUGAUGGAAGUCGCCAUUAAAAUGAUUGACAAGAAGUUGAUGGCUGAAAAUGGGAUGGUAAGCAGAGUGCGGCAAGAAGUCGCAAUACACUCAAGAUUGAAACACCCAUCCGUGCUGGAGUUGUACACAUUUUUUGAAGACUCAGACUAUGUUUAUUUAGUGCUAGAACAUGCGCAAUACGGUGAACUUCAAAGGUACAUUAAAAACAAUGUGCUCUCUAUAAACGAGGACGAAGCUGCGCAUAUAAUGAAACAGGUUGUGGAAGGGCUUCUCUACUUACAUUCCCAUAACAUCCUUCAUAGGGACUUGACAUUAGCAAAUCUACUUUUGACGAAGAAAAUGAGGGUUAAAAUCGCUGACUUUGGGCUUGCCACACAACUGAGUAGACCUGAUGAAAAGCACAUGACAAUGUGCGGGACACCCAAUUAUAUCUCACCUGAGGUUGCAAUGAGAAGCAGUCAUGGCCUGGAAGCGGAUGUAUGGGGUCUAGGAUGCAUGCUGUACACUCUUCUAGCAGGAAAACCACCUUUUGAUACUGAUGCAGUUAAAAGCACCUUAACUCGUGUUGUCAUGGCAGAAUUUCAGAUGCCUUCUGGAAUUUCACCCGAGGCGAGGGAUCUUAUUGAAAAGCUUCUAAGGAAAAAUCCCAGGGAUCGAAUACACUUAAGUGAAAUCCUUGAACAUCCUUUUAUCUCCCGUUCAGAAGUGGAUCAAUCACAACGAGCAAAUAAAAUUUCUUACGGAAAUUUGGCUUUGAUGGAUAGUGGAAUGGGUACGAUGAGUACUAAAAGCACAAGGAGCAGUUAUUCUAGCAGGUAUAGAUCAAGAUCUGAAGAUAGAGAAAAAAGAAGGCAAGCGCUACAAGCACCAGCUCUUCCAACUGUUAGGGACGAGGAACUAGAUUUGGUGAACAAAACCUCAAAAUCUCUUAGCUUAAGAGGAAACGGUUGUUCGAUGGUGAGCAAAACUGGAAGCACAAUGGGAUCUCGAAUGGCACAGCAUCAAAGCAAAAUGCAUAGUAACAAUUACGCAUUAACCAUGUCAGGGAAUCAGCCUUUACUGGAUUUUUUUGGCAAUCCUAUUUCCCAAAAGGCUGUUCCAAAUGAACGUAAGGAGCCUGUUUCUUCUAUAAAAAGGGAAGAGAACCAAACUGAACCUGUUGAGCUUGGAGUGCCUCCCCUUAAAACGAACAGACUUCAACCAACGAGGCACAAAACCAAAACGGCUAUCCUAUCACUUUUGGAUAACGGAGAAGUCUGCAUCGAACUGCUUAAGCGAAAAGGAGGCAGCAAAGCCGAAGAACGAGUCGUGGACGUUUGUAGGAUAUCGAACGAUGGCCUACGGAUAGCCAUUUACAAAGUCGGGCGGCAUGGGAAAGGAAUACCCGUUGCCGAAACACCGCCUCCCCUCCCAGUCGAAGGUGCAGAUUCGGUUCAUUCGUACGAGCAUUUACCCAAGGAGCACUGGAAAAAAUAUCAUUAUGCAGCGAAAUUUAUUUCUUUGGUCAGAGCCAAAACACCAAAAAUCACACUGUAUACAAAUGAUGCUAAAUGUAUUUUAAUGGAGAAUUCUCCAGAUGCCGAUUUUGAAGCUGUGUUUUAUUCCGGAGGUAAAAUUACAAAAUCGGAGGAAGGAUAUAAGGCAAUUGAUAAAGAUGGAGUUGCGACCAUACUUCAGGAAGAUGUUAUAGAUACUUACUCAUCUGAUCUAAGGACUAUGUGGGACCAUUUUAAUGAGGCUCAUAGACAUAGUCUUGCAAUAGAAAGCGCUUUAGAGUUGACGUCGAACUGCUCUGUAGGUCCUGUCUUCCCUGUUAUCGUUGGAAGGAGGCCGAUUCAUGCCACUCUUAGCAUUCAGCCUUCGCAGUCUAAAGAAAACAAUUCACCCCAACAACCCAUGGUUUUUGGAAGUUUCAAUGUGACAAGUUGCUAUAAAUCCAGUUCAAGUAGUAAAAUUACAAAGCUGAAAGUUUUAAACUCAGUUUCUAUACCAGGCAUUGGAACUGCGUGCCAGAUGUCUAAUGGUGAAGUAAGAAUAAAAUAUAGAGAUGGCUCAGAGCUUUGUGUGAACGGUGAUUCAUCGGGUGGAAUCCUCUUUAAAGACCAGCGGGGCAUCGAGACGAAAUUUGAUCAGAGUGAUCAUCUCGAUCAAAACUUAAGAUCUAGGCUUGCACAGGUGCCUUUAGUCUUAAGACAACUCAUACCAAAACAAAACGCUCAUCUUAGGUGACUACAAUUCAAACUCAGUAUUGGUUGAGAACAAUCAAAAGAGUGUAUGCUGUAUUUGAAUUUCUGCACUAUUUAUAAUCAAUAUUGUUUUUAAUUUAAACAAACAGUGCAAUAUAGAUAAUUUAUUUAUUUUUUAAAAGUGAAAACUAUUUCUUCUCUUAAUUAGAUUUAAUUACUGGUGAUAAUCGACUUGGAAGUGUUGUUUUGUAUAUAUUGAUUUUAAGUGACAUGGUGUAUUUG
This is a messenger RNA of Cimex lectularius (bed bug), 2738 nucleotides long. It is a transcript of the gene SAK, whose product is annotated as serine/threonine-protein kinase PLK4. Lineage: Eukaryota; Metazoa; Arthropoda; Insecta; Hemiptera; Cimicidae. Gene Ontology annotation, biological process: protein phosphorylation. Gene Ontology annotation, molecular function: ATP binding; protein kinase activity. The transcript has 13 exons. The record is from RefSeq and is a predicted model, not a curated record. The coding region runs from base 151 to 2499 and encodes 782 amino acids.